Myxozyma melibiosi is the source of this 3387-nucleotide messenger RNA. RefSeq lists its product as uncharacterized. Gene Ontology annotation, cellular component: plasma membrane. The record is from RefSeq and is a predicted model, not a curated record. NCBI's taxonomy places the organism in Eukaryota, Fungi, Ascomycota, Lipomycetes, Lipomycetales, Lipomycetaceae. Gene Ontology annotation, molecular function: histidine phosphotransfer kinase activity; phosphorelay sensor kinase activity; protein binding. The transcript is spliced from 4 exons. Gene Ontology annotation, biological process: protein autophosphorylation; phosphorelay signal transduction system. Bases 1 to 3387 code for a protein of 1128 amino acids.
AUGGAGCGUCCAGGUGCAGCAUCCAGACCGGCUCCGCACUGGACGCAUGAUCUUUCUCCGUAUCUCAAACCAAAGUCCGCUUAUCACAAUCUGCACUCCCCGCCCGAGCUUCUCAACUAUUUGGUAUUUCAUUCACCGUUUAUCGCUGGCGUGCUGGGUGAGGACUUGCAAGUUCUUUGCGUCACGAAGCUGCUUUCUCAGUUUUACUCUCUGGUGAGUAAAGACCGCGCACUGCAGGCGGAAGAUGCGAAUGCCUUCCCCGGCGUCGGCAGCAGUUUUUUCGACCUAAAUAUUCGCUUUCAAGAUCUCGCGUCACCGCUCUUGUCGCAUGCCGAGCUCUUAUCUGUAUACUUGAAAUAUCUGGAGAACAUCCCGGUAUCUGAGAAGCGGCAGGUGGAUGUAACCGUUCUCACGAGCGACGGACGAGUGGGCGAGGAAAUUUUCAAACUCGAGAUCUCGCCGAUCUGCAUCAACGACAAGCGCUACUACUAUUUCUCCCUCGAGGCCGAGAUAUCUACGCUCAUGGACGCAUACACCAGCAUACACCCGCCCCCGCCUCCACCCAGCAAGACCACAGUCCCAACAACAACAAAACCCGACAAGCAUGGCCGCGAGUGCGUGACGCUCUAUCGCGAGAUGGUAGACUCGCUUCCGUACUUUAUAUUCCUGAGCGACUCUCUCGGCAACCGGCUCUACGGCUCCAAAAAGUGGAGCGAAUUCACCGGCUGCGGCGUGCGCGAAGAUCCCCCGCUGGAGAACUACAUCAACCCCGAGGAUUUCCCGCUGUUCAAGGCGUCGCGGAAUCAGGCAUAUAAAGCCGGCAGGGGAUUUGCGCAGGAGAUAAGGGUGAUGGAUCGGGAGGGGCGGUACCGGUGGAUGAGGUAUGAGCUGGCGCCGAUGGUGAGCAAGGAGGGGAGGAUCGAGAACUGGAUCGAUACGUGUCAUGAUAUCCAGGAUUUGAAAGAGGCGUUUUUGAGCGCACACCAGUUCCGGGAACAUCUACGGUGUCUUGUUUUUAGUUCUGAUUCAUCGAUAUGGUCCAUCAACAAAGACUACAGACUCACAAUGUGCGAAGGCAUGGACAAGAUCUGUCCCGGCCGCGAGAUCCGGAUCGGCGACGACAUCCGACAGACGUGCGAGGACUUUGCAAUCGUCCGCGAGCCACUUUCGCUGAUCCUCGAGGCGCGCGCAAAACUGGCGACAAGAGAGGUCAAGCUGGGAAACCGCUGGCUCCGCACGCGGUACGUGCCCGUGUACAAGCGGUCGUCGUCGGAGAUGGACGUGUUCAUCGGCAACGAGGGAGGGUUUGAUACGAGCCAGGUUAUCGGCGUCGUCGGCGUGUCGCAGGAUAUCUCGAAUCAGAAGCUCGCGGCGCUGGCGCUGGAGGCGAGGACGAAGGAGUUGAGUAUGCUGCAGCGGAAGGAAUCUGCCGAGUCGGAAAAGUAUAAGACAAAGUCGCAGUUUAUGGCUACCAUGAGCCACGAAGUCAGAACUCCAAUCGCAGGAGUCGUGGGUCUUUCGGAGCUUCUGCUACAGACAGAUCUCACGCAAGAGCAGCGCGAGUACUCGGAAAGCAUCCUCCACUCUGCGUCCAAUCUGCUCGCUAUUGUGCGCGACGUUCUCGACAUCACAAAGAUUGAAACAGGCGUGUUGGGAAUAAAGACGGCGACGUUUGAUAUCCGGGAGCUUUUGAAUGUUCAGCUUCGCGGGUUCGAAAAGGAUGCGAGGUCGAAAUGCGUUGAGGUGGUAGAGACGAUCGACAUCGACCCUCAGAUCAAAUACCUGAUCGGCGACGAAGCCCGCGUGACACAGAUCCUCAUCAACAUCCUCCACAACGCGCUCAAGUUCACGUUACAAGGGCGCAUAGACGUGACGGUAUCCCAACUGAGCCUAACCGACCCCGUCGCCGCCGCCGCCGACAACACCGGCAAACGAAUCGUCCUGCGCUUCAGCGUGACAGACACGGGCAUCGGGAUCGACAAGGAGAACCUGAGUAACGUGUUUGUGCCAUACAAGCAAGUCGACAGCUCCGACUCGCGACAACACGACGGGUCUGGUCUUGGUCUUGCGAUUUGCAAGUCGUUGACGGAGCUCAUGGGCGGGCAGAUUGGGAUCGAGAGCGAGAUUGGGGUAGGCACGAGGGUGUACUUUGAGCUGCCGUUUAUGAUUGCGAACGCACCGCCGGCGAGGAGGCAAAGGAAGUCUGAGGCGCAGGAGGUGCAGAGCCGGGAGCAGGAGUUGCUUGAUGUGCGAUCGCGGUUCGCGACCGAGCGAGAGCUGGGAGGUCGAAGUAGUAGCAGAAGUAGCGAGAAUAGCACGCGUUCAGAACCGCAGACCCUGCUGAAAGAACGGAAGCACGUGCAGAUCCUGAUUGUCGAAGACAAUCUGAUCAAUCAAAAGAUCGUCAAGCUGUUGGUGACAAAGAUGGGCUUCUCCGCGCACACCGCGCUCAACGGGCGCGAAUGCAUCGAGUACCUAGAAAGCCACCAGGACGCGCCACCGGAUCUGAUCCUGAUGGACUGCCAGAUGCCAAUCAUAGACGGGUAUUCUGCGACCGGGAUGCUGCGGCAGCAUCCUAAUCCGGCGAUCAAGACGGUGCCCGUGAUUGCAAUGACCGCGAGCGUCAUUGUCGGGGACAGAGAAAAGUGUCUUGCGGCGGGGAUGGACGAUUACCUCGCGAAACCGCUGAAGGGACCAGAGCUAGAAGCCAUGGUCGUCAAAUGGCUUCUCGAUCGGCAGGUUUACAACGCCAGAAGGUCACUUUCGCCGCUCGCCGAGACAAGGUCGCAUCAUCCCCCUGGCGACUCGCGCAGGCCGCGACCGAGUCCGCGGACAAAGUCGGCGUCGCAGUCGUUUGUCAAGGGGUCGUAUUCAUCUGCGCAGGCGUACGGUCACGGCGACUAUCUCUCGUCGCGGACAAACUCGUUCAGUAUCAGCCCGCCUGCGUAUCUCUCGUCGUCGAUAGCGAGCGAGCAGAUGCAGCAGACGGACGAGAGCGGGUAUACAUUUGCCGCCACCGACGGCUUCGGUGCAGACUCACACGAGCAUUCUCGAUUCACUUCAACAUCCACAAACGCUGCCGCGCUCGCAGACUCAAUAAUGACGACCCUGCAAAACAUGGAAACCGCCUCGCUGACGAUCUUCGAAGACCCCCCCGACGAACUCCCCCCCCUCUCACCCACCGACGCAGAAGCCAGUUCCGAAUUCCUUUCUCCAGAAGACGCGCAGCGGCUAGGCGUCGUCAAAAGUCCGCCGGUUAGAGAAGCAAGUUUCUCAUCGACGGACUCGGCGUCGACAACGUGCCUUAGCUCGUCGUCGACGGACGGAGGGGGUGUGUCCUCGGCUGGUACGAGUGUGUCGGAUACAACGCCGCCGCUGGCGGGGUAG